Caenorhabditis angaria is the source of this 1886-nucleotide messenger RNA. The record is from the annotation of a GenBank genome assembly. NCBI's taxonomy places the organism in Eukaryota, Metazoa, Nematoda, Chromadorea, Rhabditida, Rhabditidae.
AUGGAAAUAUGGCAUUUUACGGGUCCGCCUGGAAGGUGAGCAAAAAUUUUUGCAAAAAAAAUUGAUAGAUUUUUUUUGUUUGAAAAUUGAGAAUAUCAUUUAUCGAAUUUAUAAAUUACGCCCCCAACAGACAUUGAAUACAUUAAUAUAAACAAUAUAAAUCAGUCAAUUUUUCUCUCCGAAUUUUUGUUCUCAAAAAACAACAUGAGAGUUUUUGAGAGAUUUUUCAGUGAUAAGAGCAGCAAUUCAUUGGCUCAUUCUUGGUGAGUCACACAAUUUAUUUUUAUUUUUUUUUUGAAAGAAAAUUAAACGGAAAAUGCUGUAAGUUUUCAUAAAUUUACAAAUUUCAUUUAUUUUUUGAUAAAUUCCAAUUCAAUGUUAUUUUUAUAAGUAUUUUUACGUCAAAAAAUGAAUUUUUAAAUCUAGAUUUGAGGGAUGAGCUUAUAGUUUUAUUGCAGAAAGCGCCGAAAUUUUUCUAAAAUAAAAUUUUGAAAAUGCACUUUUUCGUCUGAAAUAUAGAAAAGGGAUCGGAAUUUUUAGUGAAAAAUUGAGAAAAAAAAAAUGAAAUUUUAACAACCUUUGUCAAACCCAGAAAAUACCGCUCCUGGAUUUCCUUACCUAAAAUCAGCAUUUUUUCAGCGACAUCGAUGAUCUUGGUUUCAUUCGGCCUUGGUCGCAAUACGAAAAAUCCGAAACUCGACAAAAUUAUGAAGAUUGGUAUGCAAGUUAUUUGCCAAUUGUUGUGAGAAGAAGAAGUCGAUGGGAAAAAGAAAAUCCGAGAUCAAAUAUUCAUCUUCGUGAGUUCUGGAGAAAUCAAAUUCUCAUCAUGACCUUCUGAUUUUUUAGUCCAACGAUUUGUUCGAAAAGGAAUUCCACAUAUUUAUCGAAAAGAUUUAUGGCUUCGAAAUUGUCCAGCGCGGCCAAAUGAGAAAUUUGAAGUUCCGGAUGAUGUUGUGAAAGCGAUUCGAUUGGAUUUGCCGCGAACAUUUCCAGAUAAUCGAUUUUUGAAAAAUGAAAAGUAAGGCAUACUUUUUCAAGUAAAUUUUUGCAUAUUCCUAAAAAUAUUAAUUUCUCAAAGUGUUCCUCAUUUUACCAAAAAUCUUAAAAAAAAAAUUGAAAGUUUUAAAAGCCAAAUAUCUCCUUCAUAAAUCAGGAAAUCUUAUACUCAACCUAAUUUUUGUUUCUAUUUAAUUUCAGAACUCAAAAAGUAUUGGGUCGCGCACUUUUUGCACUUGCCGAACACAUUCCUUCAAUCGGUUAUUGUCAAGGUCUCAAUUUUGUAGCGGGUAUUAUUCUUCUGGUAAUAAAUGACGAGCAAAAAUCAAUUGAUUUGUUUAUUCAUUUGAUUUCGCAACGUAAAGAUUAUUAUGGACAUAAUAUGAUUGGAUUGAGGCGAGAUUUAUAUGUUUUGCAUAUUUUGAUGCGAGAAUUUUGUCCGAGAAUUAUUGUGGUUUUGGAGAAAUCGGAUAUUGGAUUGGAAUUGUUGAUUGGAAAAUGGUUUUUGUGCAUGUUUGUUGAAAGUUUGCCAUUAGAAGUGAGAUUAAUUCGGGUUUAAAUAAUUUCUGAAUGAAUUUUGCAGACAGUUCUUCGAAUAUGGGAUUGCCUGAUUUAUGAAGGAGAUGUUUGGCUUUUCAAAGUUUCAAUUAUCUUAUUUCGAUCUGUUGCAAAUCAAAUAUCUGAAGCUAAAUCAAUUGAUCAAAUUUUAACAAUAAUUCAAUCGAUUGGAACAUCAAAAUGUUCACUUUAUUGUCAUCAAUUGAUAAUUGUGAGUUUAAAAAAGAAAAACACUUUGAAAAAGUAUUUUUUUUUAGAAAUGUGCGAACCUUUCAAUAACUGGAAAUCGAAUCGAAGAACUUCGCGCUGAAGCGGAAAAAAUAAUUGUCUAA